This is a messenger RNA of Candidula unifasciata, 1113 nucleotides long. NCBI's taxonomy places the organism in Eukaryota, Metazoa, Mollusca, Gastropoda, Stylommatophora, Geomitridae. The record is from the annotation of a GenBank genome assembly.
AUGGCUGCGCCCAACACGCCACAUUGUCAGAACUUUGCACCACUAAAGAAUGACUUGAUCCUAAGAGCUGCAAGAGGAGAGAGAACAGAGAGAGUGCCUGUCUGGUUAAUGAGGCAAGCUGGACGUUACUUGCCAGAGUAUAAAGAGGCCAAAGGAAAGACAAAGUUUUUUGAAACAUGCAGAAAUCCAGAAUUAGUAUCAGAGCUUACUUUGCAGCCAAUCCAGAGAUUCAACUUAGAUGCUGCCAUCAUAUUUUCAGAUAUUUUAGUUAUUCCAGUUGCCAUGGGUCUCACUGUUGCCAAUGACCCAGGAGAGGGUCCAGUUUAUGGAAAUCCUAUAUCCAGCCCUGAUGAUUUGAAGAUUCUGAAUCCAAAUUUUGACAUUCUUACCGAACUUGGCUAUGUCUAUGAAGCAAUCACAUUAACAAGGGUUAAACUUGAAGGGAGAGUCCCCUUGAUUGGUUUUACAGGAGCUCCAUGGACAUUGAUGAAAUUCAUGAUAGAAAAUGUCAGUGCAGGACCAAAUCCAAAUAAAGCAAGAACGUUUCUAGUAGAACAUCCUGAUGCCAGCCAUCAGCUUUUGGGGAUGCUGAGAGAUGCUAUCACAAGACAUCUUGUUUAUCAGGUUAAAGCUGGAGCACAGCUGCUUCAGGUUUUUGACUCAUUUGCUGGAGAGCUGGGCCCUCACCUUUUCUCAAAGUUUGAAUUACCAAUUUUGAAGCAGAUUGCAAAGGAUGUUAAGGAGAAACUGCUUGAAUUGAAUUUAGAUCCAGUUCCAAUGAUUGUGUUUGCUAAAGAUGCUCAUUUUGCCAUUGAAGACCUCUCCCUUUCGGGAUAUGAUGUGGUUGGGCUAGACUGGUGUGUGCAAACACUGCAUGCUAGAAAAUUAGCAGGUAAUCGUGUAACACUUCAAGGUAACCUGGAUCCAGUCAUGCUGUUUGCUUCAAAAGAUGAAAUAAAAAAGGCUGUGAAAGAGAUGCUGAACAAGUUUGGUACUCAGCGUUACAUUGCUAAUUUGGGUCAUGGUGUUCUGAAAGAUACUGACCCUGACCAUGUGGCUGUGUUUGUGGAUGCUGUACAUAGAUAUUCUGAAGACAUGAAUGCAGUUUCCUAG